AUGAAACAACUGUCCCACCCAAAGCGAGCACGUGAGAAGGAGCAGAAGCAAGAUGUGGCCAUAACCUUAACCCCGCCCCCAAAUCUGCCCCUGACCCUGACCCUGACCCUGGCCUUGGCCCUGACCAUGAAGCAGUUGGCACCCUGCAAGCUGCACCGGUCCAGAUCCAACCUCUUCCUCCAGCAAACCAGGUACACAGUGGGCACCCUCUUCGCUCCAUACCUCCCGGCUGCGGGCCUGGAUCCCGGGAGGAGGAUGUGUUUCCUACACUCUGCUGAAAACAUGUCUCAACUCCUGGAGAGUAUCGCCACCAUCAUCGACGUCUUCUACCACUACACUCAGGGAGAUGGACACUGUGAAACGCUGAGCAAAAGGGAGCUGAAGGAACUUCUGAAGAAAGAGUUUCGCCCCAUUCUGAAGAAUCCCAAUGAUCCGGACAAGGUGGACGCCAUCAUGCAGAUGCUUGACCAGGACCACAACAGGAGAGUGAACUUCACCGAGUUCCUCCUGUUGGUCUUCAAGCUGACCCAGGCCUGCAACAAGAUGGUCAGCAAGGACUUCUGCUCAGCUUCAGGGUCAAAGCAGAAAUCCGGCCGGCAUCCCUGGGGGCAGGGGCACCCCAGCCAGCCUGAGGGGGAGGUCAGACUACCGGCCAUGGUGGACAUGGGUCCAUUUCAGGAGGUCAGUCAGGGAGCAGUGGAGGGAACAGAUCAGGGUCAAGAGGUGGUGCAACAAAGGAUGGACAAACUUUGGACAGCUAUGGACAACAAGAAACCAGCCACGACUACAGACAGCUAUGGACAGCAAGGAACCAGCUAUGUCAUGGACAAACUAGGGGCACCUAUGGACAGACAGGAACCAGACAAGGGCAGACAGGCUACAGUCAUGGACAGACUGGGUCCAGCCAUGGACAGACCGGGUCCAGCCAAGGACAGACUGGGGACAGCUAUAGACAGACAGGGUCCAAUCACGGACAAACCGGGUCCAGUCAUGGACAAACCGAGUCCAGCUAUGGACAGGCUACGGACAGCCAUGGACAGCAAGGAACCAGCCACGGCCAGACAGGCUACAGUCACGGUCAGACAGGCUACAGUUACGGACAGAACGGGUCCGGCCAUGGACAGACUAGGGAUAGCUACAGACAGGGAGGCUCCAGUCAUGGACAAACCGGAUCCAGCUAUGGACAGAAUACAGGAAGUUAUGGACAGCAAGGAACAAGCCACGGUCAGAAAGGCUACAGUCAGGGACAGACCGGGUCCAGCCAUGGACAAACUGGAUCCAGCUAUGGACAGACUACGGACAACUAUGGACAGACAGGGACGAGCCACGGACAGUCCAGCUACAGCACAGGAGAACGCGCUGGAAGACAUGGAUCAGACUAGGGGCAACUAUGGACAGCAAGGAAACAGCCAUGGUCAGUCAGGGUCCAACCGCGGACAGACUACAGACAGCUAUGGGCAGCAAGGAACUAGCCAUGACUACAGACAGCUAUGGGCAGCAAGGAACUAG
Messenger RNA from Tachyglossus aculeatus (Australian echidna), 1509 nucleotides. RefSeq names its product cornulin-like. Lineage: Eukaryota; Metazoa; Chordata; Mammalia; Monotremata; Tachyglossidae. The coding region runs from base 1 to 1509 and encodes 502 amino acids. Gene Ontology annotation, cellular component: cornified envelope; keratohyalin granule. The record is from RefSeq and is a predicted model, not a curated record. Gene Ontology annotation, biological process: establishment of skin barrier. The transcript has 11 exons. Gene Ontology annotation, molecular function: calcium ion binding; transition metal ion binding.